Eriocheir sinensis (Chinese mitten crab) is the source of this 873-nucleotide messenger RNA. RefSeq lists its product as uncharacterized. The record is from RefSeq and is a predicted model, not a curated record. Lineage: Eukaryota; Metazoa; Arthropoda; Malacostraca; Decapoda; Varunidae. The transcript has a single exon. Bases 1 to 873 code for a protein of 290 amino acids.
AUGGCAGGCCGCCCACAACCCGUCUCGCCCUGCUUGGACCCGACAGUCCCGCUCCUGCUCCCGCCCCCGCCACGUGCAAGCCCCUCCUGCUCCAGCAACGCUCGCCUCCGAGGACCACUUCCCCAGCCUCCUUCCGCCACGCGCCACCCGAGCCACAACCCCAACCACAGCGGCACCACCUGCCCCGCAACCUCGUGCGGACGCCAUCAAAUCCUCCACCUCAACGCCUGCCUCACAACCUCCUCCUGCCUCCACCUCGGGCCCCUCGCAGCGGCAACACCGGGCUCCCCCCCCGCCCCCCCCCCCCCGCCCAUGGCACAGGGCAAACACCGACGGCGCAACUGUCAGUCCCCGCUACGUCCGCAAGCUCCACCCCCAGGGUCAGUGCUCGUCACCAAGGACGCGCUGGAGGGCACACUAACAAGCUUUGCCUUGGCCCUCACCACUCUACUACAGCUGACGCCGGACAAGGCAGCGAUAGAGGUAAUUGCAAAGGCGACCGUUGCGAAGCACUUUCCGACAACUGCAAACACAGCUCCAACACCGGCGGCGCCUCAAGAAAUACGGAGCCCCGCCUCUCUUCCCGCCGAGCCCAUGCCGACCGUUACCCCCCUCCCUCACCAGGAGGCUGUGAUGGACACAGACGCGCCCGAGGCUCCCGCCACCCAGAGCUCACCACCGGGUCAGACAUCAGUCACCUUCGCCAUCGGCCGCUCCCCACCACGGUCGCACGUCCCGGUGCAAACAGUCCCGCCGCCCUCCCGCAUCACACAGCCCAAGCGGAGGGUGGAGCAGAGGCGCCGCGGCCCUGCGCCCACCCUCACGACUGCCCCUGUGUCCACCCCGGCGGCGUCCGCGAGGGGCGGCCGCUGA